AAGUUCUCAAAAAUAUGAAAGGAUAAACACAAAUCCUGAGGUGUCCUGGCCGCUGAGUCCAGUUCGUCUCACAGUCCGCUUUGACUGAACACAAAGCAGUAGAGAUGUGAUCCCUCCGGUCACCAGUAGAUGGAGCUGUGUCAGCUUCGAGAAGCAGCCCGGCAGAACCGGUGGAGGCUCCUGGAAAUCAUGUUAAUCCUCUUAGCUCGUUCCUUAAGCCCUCACAGACCACACGCUGCACACACCUCAGCAGGACCGCAGGUCGCCAACAUGUACAAGAUGUACGACAGGAAGUGGGACGACGAGAGCGACGACGACAAGAACUCUCUCAACUCAUCUUUUUGGUCUGAUGGAGAGCGUCCUGAAGAGGAGGAGGAGGAGGAGGAGGUGGAGAUUGAGCCAGUGGCCAGAGAGGAAGACUCCAAACCUGCUGUCGAUGGACAGGACUCUCAGCUGGAGACUUCAGAGGAGGAAGAGCCUGAGCUGAAAGAGGACAACAUGAGCGGGGAGAGUUUGGAAGGUGGUAGUAAUGACGACGGCGAUGAAGAAGAAAGUCAUGGCAGCAGCUGUGACAGUCCAGCACCAAGUCUGAUGACCUCCGGCUACGGCACCUACAGACCAGAGGAGCAGGAGGGCGGAGACUACGUAGACGACCACACCGCAGUGGAGUUCGAUCAGGACAGUCGGGGAGAUCUGUCUGAGACGAGAGACAGCGAAGAGGACGAUCGUUCGCUUUGCAGCUUCAGCGGGUUUGACAUCAACCACACGGAGCCGGACUACGACGAGACCCGUCCGCUGAGCGUGUUACCGGACGCAGAGACUGGAGCUGAGGUGGCUGACUGUGGAGAUGAACGUCUGCAUGCAGAGGUGGACGUAUCGCACAGGAAAGCAGAAGAAGAAAAAGACCAAACUGACCAGGAGACAUUUGAACAUGAAAAUGAGACAAAUGCGACUUCAGAGGACAAACAACACGUCACUGUGGUUGAAGACAAACUCACAGCGGAUGAGAAGCAUUUGGAAGGUGGAGGUGAUGGAGCUGAAAGGGAAGAAGAAGAAGAGAAUAACAAGGAGAAAGCAGAGGAUCAGGACGAGUCUUCAAGCAACAUCAACUUUAUCGACUCCAAAGUGGAUUUCAGCCGGAUGACGCACAGCGACAUGUGUGAGCAGUGGGAGGGGAACCUCAGACAGAACAAAAUGGACGCGGCGAGCUGUCUGGAGGAACGACUGGCAGAGCUUCAUUUGUCCACGUCGGCUCAUCGCGACUUGGAGAUGGAGAACGAAGACGUGACGAGCGACAGCGACGGCCUGAGCUCGGAGACGGGGGACAUCUCCGUGAGCGCCUUCGAGUCCUACAUAAGAGGCAUGACUCGAGCUCAAAGUGACGUGGACUUCAGACCCAAACCCAAAUCCUUCAUCCGACCAGUGAUGAGUCAACAAACCCUUAAGAAGACGGAUCCAGUUGCCAAGUAUUUCCAGUAUAAACAACUCUGGGAAAUGUUCAAACUUCCAGGAGAGAAGGACCGCAGAGCUCUCCGCCUGGAGAUAAAGGAGCGACUUGCAUACCAGCCUCCACCACCUAAACCUCGGAGGGUCUACGUGCCGAACACCUACGUCGUGCCAACGGAGAAGAAGCGCUCAGCCCUCCGCUGGGAGAUCAGGAACGACUUGGCCAACGGCCUCCUACCUUACAAAUUCAGCUAUUGAUUUUAAGCCACAUGCCUUUUCAGAUACUUUUAAUAAAACUUUGUUCUUUUUUAAA
Scatophagus argus is the source of this 1759-nucleotide messenger RNA. RefSeq names its product HYLS1 centriolar and ciliogenesis associated (gene hyls1). Gene Ontology annotation, cellular component: non-motile cilium; centriole. Gene Ontology annotation, biological process: cilium assembly. The record is from RefSeq and is a predicted model, not a curated record. NCBI's taxonomy places the organism in Eukaryota, Metazoa, Chordata, Actinopteri, Scatophagidae. The transcript is spliced from 7 exons. The coding region runs from base 130 to 1704 and encodes 524 amino acids.